UAACAAGUCAAGUCAGUAACUUCGGAGGCGAGCAACAUAUAUCAGACUACACGAGACCUUAGCAUCCAACAUCUAUCACUAUGUUGCGUGAUUUGAUUGGAGGUCUUUUGCUAAUUGCUGCUGUACUGCAAAGCGCCGUCGGAUUACAGCCCAAAGAAGAUUGCCUUUUGCAAGUUGAUAAAGGAACGUGUAAUGACAACAUCCAGCGCUAUCAUUACAAUACAGUCACCCAACAGUGUGAAGAAUUCAGCUAUAGCGGGUGUGGAGGAAACGCAAACAACUUCAAAUCCUUUUUGGAAUGCCGAAAAGCAUGCUUCAGGAUACCAAAAGUUCCUCAAAAAUGUCGUUUUCAAAUGGAAGAGGGGCCCUGCCGUGCUCUCUUAAAGCAUUAUUUCUUCAAUAUGACCUCCAUGCAGUGUGAGUCCUUCACUUAUGGUGGCUGUCAAGGCAAUGACAACAACUUUCAAAACCUUCAGGAAUGUAUGGAAUAUUGCAGAUAUUUACCUUCUAAAAAAAUCAAUGUGAUUUGCAAUGAAAUUUUGGAUGAAGGAAAUUGCUUAGCUUCCAUACCAAGGUAUUACUACAACUCUACUACGGAGACUUGCGAGGAGUUCACAUACACAGGGUGCGGAGGAAGCAACAAUAACUUCACCUCCAGACAAAGCUGUAUGGAUGCUUGUAAAACUGGAAGAAAACGUUUGAGUCCCAAAGAUUUCAAAGGAUACCGAAGACGAGUAACGGCCCAGACAUCAAGGCAGAAGUCAGCCAAAUAAUGGUUCAUGAAGUCAUUGGCACUGUACCGACACAGAUUGUUGCACUGAUUUUACAGUAUUGCAGUUAAAGUCAGCUGUUUAUACACAUCUUACUCUGUUCAUAUAUUAUAUUGAUUUUUAAAAGUUUAAUAUUCUCAUGUAUUUUUAUGCAUUUGUAAAAUAUUUAUUUUCAGUAAAGAAUGUACUAUUUUUGAUUAUUUGUAUUAUUAAAUACAGUUUUCAGCAAGCCUAACAAUGUUUAAGUGAUGAAGCAAAACGUUUAGUUUACAGGAAUUAACAACAAUUUUUAAUAAUUUGAUGUUAUACUACAGAUAUUUAAUUGAAUGUCGUUCUCUGUUAAGACUGGCAGCAGAUAUCAUCUCAUGAUUAAAAAAAAAAAAGUGACACUUAAACUGAUGAACUCAAGAAUUAAAAAUUUAAAUGGUCAUUGUCUGCUGGGUCAAAGAUCGCAUGUUAUUAACUAUUAAAAUGAGAAAUGAGAAUGCA
Messenger RNA from Carassius auratus (goldfish), 1259 nucleotides. Its product is annotated as tissue factor pathway inhibitor 2-like. Gene Ontology annotation, cellular component: extracellular region. Bases 81 to 773 code for a protein of 230 amino acids. The transcript is spliced from 5 exons. Gene Ontology annotation, molecular function: serine-type endopeptidase inhibitor activity. Lineage: Eukaryota; Metazoa; Chordata; Actinopteri; Cypriniformes; Cyprinidae. The record is from RefSeq and is a predicted model, not a curated record. Gene Ontology annotation, biological process: negative regulation of peptidase activity.